UUUCUAAUUUAUAUCCUCAUUCCUCACUCUCCCUCUCUCUCUCUCCCCAGUUUGGAAGUUUGCACAGUUGGGAAAAAGUUUCACAUCUUCAACAUCUCAAAUAAAUUUUCCUCAGCUACCAAGUAGAAACCAGGAAAAUUCGUCGGGGAAAAAUGGCGAAAAUGUGCAAGUUCGGAUCACUUGGGUGCAUCUCGUUACUUCUCUUCUGGGGAAGUUGUCUUCCCUUACCCAAUGAUCACUUUGAUCAUUGACGUCAGUUGAGGGGCUGCCAUAACCCAUUUCAACAAACUAUCUCCAUGUCUCAUUGUUCCAAUGAAGAUAUCAACCAAAUGAAAUCCUGAUUUAUGCGUGACUCUCGUCUCUCUGUCAAUCAGAAAAAGAUUGGUCCCAAAGCGAUGCACGCCAGGUGCUUGACGUGUUUUCUGACCGAUCUGCUUGGAUUAUCAUAUUUCCAACUUCUCAAAGGCAUUACAGAAGUAAAAAAGCACCACACUACAGUUUGGAAGAGGUAGCUCCCUAUGUAUAUCAGGCGAUUUGGUCGUCCAAGAAACUUACUCACCAGCCUCACCCCAAUGGUUCGUUACUUUGCCAACAAGCCUCACGUCAAUGAAGUCUCCCGUUACCUUCAACGGGCUAAACUCAUUGAUUCAAUUCGACUGGCUCUCCGGUCUAAUUCUCCGAGGUCCCUCAUCCCACUUUUAAAUGAUCCUGCUUUAGAUUCCUUUGUAGUCGCCAACGCACUCCGAUGUGCUCCCUCUCCGGAAUCUGCCCUCUCCCUAACCGAAACCCUACAAACUAUACCACAUUUCAGACAUACUCAAUAUACACUCUAUGCACUGGCCAUAAUCCUUUCCAAGUCUCAACAAAUUGCAAAACUUAAAGCCCUCAUUGAAGCCAUCAAUUCGGGGGAAUUCCCAAAUGUUGCACGUGUGAGCUUCAUGGAUUCCAUGCGGUGGUAUGCUGCUGCGGGAGAUCUUGACUUGGUUCUUAGUGUUUGGAAUGAGUGGAGAGCGUUGCAGAAACGUCCUUGUAUCGAAUCUUACAACAUUGUGUUGGGCCUUUAUGUGCGAAUGGGAAAGAACUCUGAGGCAACAAAGAUUUUCUCGAUGAUGAUUGAUGGCGGAGUAGUUCCUAAUUCUAGAACGUAUACAGUUAUGAUUGAGCAUCUUUUGAGCUCAGGACAACUAGAUUCAGCAAUGUGCAUUUUUAACGUAUUGCCUUCAAUGAGGAUCAAACGGACACUUAGGCAAUAUUCAGUUUUGGUGGGGGCAUUUACCAGUAAUGAACAAUUUGAUGUGGUUAAGAGUUUGUUGAACAAAAUGCUGAAUGAUGGGAUAUUUCCUGGUCACGCUAUGCAAUCUUCAUUGCAGCGGAUGCAGGAAGAAGGAUUUCUUGAGGAGACGGACAAGCUUAUUAAAGAAAUGUUACCAGAUGAAAGGAUCAAGAAUAUAGGAGUAUUCACAGAUGAGGAGGAGGAGGAGGAGGAGGAUCACAAUGAUGGUGAUUGUGAUGGUCGUGAAGUUAAAAGUUGCAUUGGUUAUGGUAAUGUGAACCCAGUUCGGUUAAAGUCGUGGUUAGACCCAGCAGCUUUGGUGAGUGCUUUGCAUAAUUGGACACAUGAGGAGGUAUCAGCAUUAGAAGAUGCAAAUAUUGUGUGGACAAGGCGAUUGGUUUGCAAGAUGAUCAGAAAUUUCAAGUCAGCUGAAACAGCAUGGCAGUUUUUCUGUUGGGCCGCUACUCAGCCAGGUUUUACUCACGACGUUUACACAGUAUCAGGGAUGAUUGGUAAGUUGGCACGGCGUGGUCAUGCUGAUUUAGUUAAUCAACUCAUGUCUAAGGUCAAAAGUGCGCAGAUGAAAUUGUCAUUCAACACAAUAAGAUUGGUUAUUGACUUCUAUGGAAUGUUUCGCAAUGGUCAUGCUGCUAUAAAGGUCUUUCGUGAUGUCAAAUCUCUAUGUGGUCCCAUGUCGAAAACCAAUCUCUUUCUUUUAUAUUCAUCCCUUUUGUGCACAUUGGCCAAGUGUAACAUGAAUUCCGAUGCCCUAGAUACACUUGAUGAGAUGAUAUUGGGAGGUAUUCUACCAGAUAUCCAAACAUUUUCUGGAUUGAUGCAUCAUUUUGCACUUCAGGGAGAUAUUAAAGUGGUGCAGAGACUCUUUGGAAUGGUCAAGCAGAGUGGUAUAGAGCCUGACGCUUAUAUGUUUAGAAUACUUAUCCAUGCUUUCUGCAAGUGUGGCAGAGCUGUUCUUGCAUUGAGGUUUUUUGAAGAAAUGAUGAACUCUAGUUUGAUGCCUGAUGGUGCCACAAAACUUUUGCUUGUGAAGAGUCUUUGGAACGAAGGUAAGUUUAGAGAGGCAGCUUUUGUAGAAGAGCGGACUGUGUUGAUAAAUGCUGCUCUUCCACUUGCAUUUGGCUGUCAUUCGUACAGUGUUAGCUCUACAGAUCUCACAAGAGUUCGCAACAUUUACUCUGACAGCUUUGCAACCAAUUGUGAGAAUAGUGAAUCAAUUGAUGUAUCGAACCUGUAAUAUGAUACAAUGCUGGUACUGUCAGCUUCAUAACAACGCGAUAACAUUAUCUCUUUUAAGUUGGGCGUAUUCUGUUUUCUCCCUGAAUUCUUGAAUAAUUUGAAAUAUGAACAGUGAACGACUUUCGUCUUUGGCA
Molecule: messenger RNA, 2664 nt
Organism: Rhododendron vialii
Lineage: Eukaryota; Viridiplantae; Streptophyta; Magnoliopsida; Ericales; Ericaceae
Product: pentatricopeptide repeat-containing protein At5g66631
Exons: 2
Coding region: 519-2528 (669 amino acids)
Molecular function (GO): protein binding
Source: RefSeq, a predicted model, not a curated record